Molecule: messenger RNA, 1173 nt
Organism: Metschnikowia bicuspidata var. bicuspidata NRRL YB-4993
Lineage: Eukaryota; Fungi; Ascomycota; Pichiomycetes; Serinales; Metschnikowiaceae
Exons: 2
Coding region: 1-1173 (390 amino acids)
Source: RefSeq, a predicted model, not a curated record
AUGAACCAGCUGCCCGUUUCGCCCGUCAAAGGCAAGAAGAAAAAACGCUCGUUCCUCGAUGACGACGAUUUUUUCGUCAAGAAAAAGCCCCGGGCAAAAACGCCAACAAGUUCCCAGGCCAGCCACACAGCCCAGCCACCCUCCACCCAAACCGUGGCUCCGGUCCAACAGCCUCACCCACCGCCGCCAGAAAUGCACUCGAAUCCACCGCUUUCCGUGGACGGCGAUGUCUCGGAGAACGCCUCUCUCACAUACCACUCGGCAAACGAGUCAUUCCACGAGCUGGACGCGGCAGACUUGUCCGUCCUGCCACCAAACACCGGCGUGCUUCGGGCCAAAGAGCCCCCGGUCGUCGUGGAAUCAGACAAUGCAGACGACUCGGGCUUUCUCGAUCCAGAUUUGCAAGAGUUCGUCAGCGGGCUCGCCAAAAAGAACACUGCGCUGGCGCUGGCACACCAGCAUGACCGCAUCUACCGCUUGAAGGUCACAUCUCGGCUCGGGCUUCCUCUCGAGUACGAGAAGGAGAUCUCCGGCGAAACCACGUUUGCACAGCUCCUCGAGAUCUUGCUGCAAGACACGCUCCGCGAGCACAACCAGCCCGACUACUGGACCCGUGGUGUGUUGGUGUGGAUCGAGGGCCGGCUGGAGCUCAAGCCGUUUUUCAGGCCCAGCACGCUACGGCUUCCGCAGGCGCCGGGGCACUUGCCCACGCAGAUCAGCUGCUUGUACAUCCCGCCCGAACACGUGCACAACUUCGAGAGCCUCUAUGCGGAAUUUGACGAGGCAGGAAGCAUAAACGAGCAGGCUCAACCAAACGAGGCCACGCACGCAAAGGAGGCAGCAACAGAGGUGCCAUCUGGCCCCGAAGUGGUGGUGCUUCUGGACGCGUCGGACGACGAAAACGACGCGGAAACUGCCUCCGCACAGCCUGUCGAGAAAAGCCAAUACUUUGUCAUUGGGCUCAAGGGCAAGGACAACAAGCGCAUCGAGGCCGAGGUCGGGCCGGCCACCAAGAUCCGCAACCUCCUCAAGUACUACAUGCAAGUGAAAGGAAUCAAGGAGACACCCGGGCGGCCGGGCCGCAUAUUGUUUGAGGACGAGCAGCUUGAUCUCGACGCGGUGGUGGGCGAUACGGAGCUCGAGGAGGACUUUGAGGUGCAGGUGCACAUUUGA